CAACUCGCUCAGGUUAUCGCGGAAACAAGGACGCCUCAAGAUUUCGUUCUGUUUCUUUUCCCGCACGCCUAGAAUGUAGGCGAGAUCAACAACCGGAAACAGUCAACUACAAAGAACGGACAACAGCUCAUCUUGUAAACGGAUAUCCCGUGUAUGCCGACGAUGCCCACCGUGUCAUCACUUCGCAACGCGCGUCCCAGGCUUCCAGGAAGGGUUUCGUGCCAUCCACAAAGGACGUGUUGAAAGCUUUUGGCUGCCAUGAUAGCGAUCAAGCAGACCUGCUUGCUUCUGGUGGCUGGUUUGUGGACAAGCGCCUUGCUGGGAAGUGGCUAUACCGGUUCAACGAUGGUGGGAGGCUGGACCGAGCAGAACCCCCAGGGAAGCCCCAAGUACCUGAAGCUUGCCCACUACGCAGUGUCCACGCAAACAGAGGGCGAGACAGUAUACAACACGGUCCUCAACCUCACUAACGUCGCCACUCAG
This is a messenger RNA of Rhipicephalus microplus (southern cattle tick), 483 nucleotides long. Its product is annotated as cystatin-2. The record is from RefSeq and is a predicted model, not a curated record. NCBI's taxonomy places the organism in Eukaryota, Metazoa, Arthropoda, Arachnida, Ixodida, Ixodidae. Gene Ontology annotation, molecular function: cysteine-type endopeptidase inhibitor activity. Gene Ontology annotation, cellular component: vesicle; cytoplasm.